CGGUUAACUAUAAACUUAGUACGGGAACGAUUUUACACAAGAAAAUUAUUUUUUUUUUUUUUUAACAAUUUUAAAUAUUUUGUAAUUUAAAAAAAUGAAACUGAUAAUUUUUGGAAUAUGCUUAACAUUAUUAAUUAAUAAUAUGAGAGCGGCACCAGUUGAUGAUUCAAGUAAUGCACAAAUUGUUAAAUAUGAAAGUGAGAAUAUUGGAAUUGGUGGUUAUAGAUUCGCUUAUGAAACAAGUGAUGGAAUUGCUAGAACUGAAACAGCUGAAUUAAAAAAUGCCGGUACUGAUGAUGAAGUACUUGUUGUACGUGGUACAAUAUCAUGGGUUGGUCCAGAUGGUAUUACAUAUACAAUAGAAUUUGUUGCUGAUGAAAAUGGUUUUCAACCGAGAGGUGAUCAUUUACCAAAAUAAAAUGAUUAUUGAAAACAAAAAAUCGCAUAGGAACGCCAUCUAUAUUUUUAUAUCUAAGUGUAAUAUGAGGCCAGAAUGAAAUGCCAAAAACAAAAAAUUUCUAGGCAUUCUUUACUAUACGUAUGUUUGAUAUUAAGAGUUAAAAAUAAGAAAACAAAAAAUUUUAUUUAAUUUUGUAAAAUUGUUGGCUAUUAAUUUUUUUUUUUGUUUAUUAUAUGAGUUUUGUGAUGAAUUUUUGUUGUAAAUAUGUAUGUAGUUUAUGUUUGUUUUUUUAUAAAAUUUUUUUUUUUUUAAAAAUACAUUUAUA
Messenger RNA from Condylostylus longicornis, 725 nucleotides. RefSeq names its product endocuticle structural glycoprotein ABD-5-like. Gene Ontology annotation, cellular component: chitin-based extracellular matrix. Lineage: Eukaryota; Metazoa; Arthropoda; Insecta; Diptera; Dolichopodidae. Gene Ontology annotation, molecular function: structural constituent of chitin-based larval cuticle. The coding region runs from base 95 to 418 and encodes 107 amino acids. The record is from RefSeq and is a predicted model, not a curated record. The transcript is spliced from 3 exons.